CCAUCACUAAUAUGUUACAAUUUUACCCUACCGGAUUAAAUCGCAGGCAUUACAUACUCUCCCUCGGGGUGCCCGCAGGAAUAUUUCCAAAUCGGACAUUUUGUACAAAAACGUGUUCAUCCGGUGCACAUCUUCUGUUACCUGUUACUAUUUUUGCCCGGUCUGUGACAGGCUAAGCUCUGACAGUUGCGCAUGCUCAGAGAGACGCCACCGCAGAGAAUACAAUAUAAGGACAGUUACCGAAAGUAAGCAUCAGUGAUGACAAUGCAUCUGCUCGAAUGAGGGUCUGAUGUGCACUUGUGUGUUCUUUUCGAAGGAAGCAGUGCUGCGACUAGAGAUGGCAGUGCAGAUGAUCUGAAACCUCGAGGGUUCGGAUCUGCUGUUGCGUCUUUGGCAUCGGACUGAGACCCGCCUGUCCUCUCGCCAGCCCACAUUGCAUCGGUGACUCUUGCAAUGUCUUGUGGCAGUCGAGACAGCCGCUUGCAGAGAGAUGAUGACAGCAGGCAACGGAAAUUUCUUUCCUACGUCUUUUACCAAGCCGUCAGGGACCACAAACCGGUAUGGAUGCUGGAGGAUAUGCGCACAAUGGAGACAUUUUAUUGGGAAGAGAACAUUAGUCAGAGAACAUACUCGCCAUCGGAGGCUCUGCUGUACGCCGUGGUCCAUGACCAUCAAGCCUACGCACAGUACUUGCUAAGCCACUAUUCGGAAAAGGCACUCGAGAUGCCAGGCGAGCGCAUCUGCUGCUGCCCUUCGUCUGCCCCACACCUGGCGAUGGCCGUGCGCUACGACCGCCGAGACAUUAUCAGCCUUAUCCUGCAGGUGGCGCAUCGAUUACCCAGCCUUCGCUCCUACAUGAACCGCAGAGGCUGUUUCCAUCUGGAGGACGGCAAGACGCCCCUGCACGUCGCCUGCGAGCUUUUGCGUUCGGAAGCUGUACUACUUCUGCUGGGCAGCGGCGCCUCUCCGCAAGCCGAGGACCACAAGGGCAUGACGCCGCUGGACGUCAUCUUGGAGCAGCUCGGGGAGUCCAAGGUCAACGUGUUGCCCAAAAAGCUCUGCCUGGACCACCUACUUAUGUUUAUGCCCAAAGUGCACUUUAAAAUGAAAUCCACGUUACUGGCGGACUCCAACAGCUGGAAAAAGGUACUCGGGGAGGACACCUUUAACUACCUCGUCGGGAGGAGCCCGGCUCCUUUGUUUCUGAUAGCCAUGCAUACAAUUCUUCAGCAGCUUCCUCCUUCUCAGUUUCCACAAAGUCUACAGGAGCUGCCAAUUCCAACUCAGUUUAAAUCAUUGCUGACACCCUUUAAAAGGUGCACCAAUCUGGACGUGGUCUAGGCUCGCGAUGUCCUUCCGGAUUUCUUUGGAACAGGUGCAGCCGAAUGAAUCGUCAUUGUUUAUUUUUUAAAUAAUGCUAGCUGAAGCAUGGUGUUCGAUUGACCUAUUUAUUCAUUUUUUUGACGCGCACACACACGGUCCCCAGUAAAGCGGGUUAUAAUCCAAUGACUGCCCGCCUGCUUUCAUUAUCGGAUGUGCGAUGCAUUUUGUCUGCGUAUAACGGAACACUCACACGCUAAUGCAUAAUAGAUGAGCAUUGAACUGCUGAAGGCUUUUAACAGGAGAUGUCAUAAAUCAUGCCACGAAUUGUGAGACUCUUGUUAAAGAAAUGUUUUUCUCAUAAACAGAAAAUCAGAUAUGCUCGAUGGUGAUUGUAUACAAUCUGACCUUUGCACGAUCGCCUAAUAUUCUUUGGAGACAGAUAGAUGAAUCUGUAUUAUCUGCUCUAAACAAUAAUUUAGAGCUGCAUGCCAAGUAAAAGAAUUUGAAUUUAGCUGUACGAUGUAUAAAUAAAACAUUGCAAUUCACAUAACAAAUAUCGAAUCAUUAAAUAUGCUCUUAAGCAUAAAUAUGUACAUUCUAAUUUGGUAUUCUGUUAUUUAGAAACCGGAGUUGGAUUAAGGACGACAUAAAUUGUGCAUUUUUUAAAAUAAUUGCCUUUAAACGUAUCAAAUUAGCACUGACCAUUUAAGUAUUUUAUGUUGAUGCUGCAGGCAAGUAAACUGGAUAUUCUAUCUAUUGUUAAAGCUAUGUUCACAAGGCAUACAUGAAACCCUGAAAUGGACAUCUUCUAUUUUUAUGUUAGCUUUAAAUGACCAUAUAAAAAUAUUAGGACAUACACUAUAGAGAACAUGUGUGCUUCACUUUUUAAGGAUAUACUGUGGCAUCAUCUCCAUUGCUACAGGAUACUUAACUCCCAAUGGUCUAAGGUCAAAAUCCUUUUUAUCACCCUACUACAAUCAGCUUACAUUCUGUUUUAAUGACAUUAUACCUUUCAUAGUAGAGGCUCUCUCAUUAUGUCUACAUAUUUCAUUAGAAUUAAUUAUAAAGUUAUCCUGAUUUGUACUGACAUAGCUGAUUAUGCACAAUGUCAAAUGCGGCUAUACAGCCAACACCAUCCUGUGGUGCACUGGCGGAGACUGAGGAUGAAGUCUAUCUGACUUAUGUUAGUGAAAGAUGAAGGGACCCAGCAGAAAAGGAUACAAGUCAACAUUAGAACAGAAGAGAAUUUUACUGUAAGGUUAUACAAGUUUAAGAUCAUUAGGGAUUUUAAUUUCCUUCAUGUGUACAUAAAAUCUGAACUUCAUUUCUUGCCAGACCUCAUGACUGCUGUAAUUAUGUCCCCUGGUUGAAAGUGAGUGGGAAACAACAUUUUGGACUUGGGAAUUCUGUGGGAUGGUUUUCAAAUCUCUGGUGCAAAUUAUACAUCUAGUGACAUUUGAAAGAUAUGCUGCCAUACCAGGACCUAAUAAAGCAUCUUAAUUGUCUUCAACAAA
Molecule: messenger RNA, 2837 nt
Organism: Erpetoichthys calabaricus (reedfish)
Lineage: Eukaryota; Metazoa; Chordata; Cladistia; Polypteriformes; Polypteridae
Exons: 2
Coding region: 454-1341 (295 amino acids)
Molecular function (GO): protein binding
Source: RefSeq, a predicted model, not a curated record